Messenger RNA from Phascolarctos cinereus (koala), 4562 nucleotides. RefSeq names its product ubiquitin like with PHD and ring finger domains 2 (gene UHRF2). NCBI's taxonomy places the organism in Eukaryota, Metazoa, Chordata, Mammalia, Diprotodontia, Phascolarctidae. The record is from RefSeq and is a predicted model, not a curated record. Gene Ontology annotation, molecular function: protein binding; ubiquitin protein ligase activity. Gene Ontology annotation, biological process: negative regulation of gene expression via chromosomal CpG island methylation; protein ubiquitination.
ACCUCAUUUGGCAAAAUGUCCCUAGUUUUGAAUUUUAAUGAAUCUGAGAUGAAAGGUUUUUUUUAUUUGUGUAUUUCCUCCUUCUUCCUCAGCAGAUACAAUCCAUAGUUUCGUUUGAAAUCUCCAGUUAGGUGUUAUGCAAGGCCUAUUUCUGAGAACGCCAUUCCCCAACAGGCCCUUCUGGCUUUGCUUUCUUCCUUGGCAGUUGGUGGCUCUGAGAGUGUGAUUUAAAAAUGUAACCGUUGGGGGAAAAUAAGCCUUUUCCAUGAGCCUGUAAAUCUUCGGCCAUGGGUGCCCUUCAACCGCAUUGGAAAGAAACACAAACUCCUCGGGAAGAUAACGCGGGGGGGGAUAACGCGGCCGGACUGGCCCGGGCUAGCGGGCGCCCAGCUGUGCCGACCCGGCCGCCUGGGCCUGGCCUGUGGCGGGAAACUCCAGCACCGGGCCGCGAGGGCAGGGGCAUGGCUGGGUGAAGGGGUAAGGGAGAGAGUGGCUCCACCGACCUCGGACCGGGCCAGGGCGAGGAAAAUCGGGCCGUUAGAGGGGCGAGCCCGGCCUAGCGCUCAGCUCUGAGUAGUUUGCGGAGAAAUUUGGGACCGUCCGGGGCCCAAGGGAGGAACACGUGCACACCCAGCGGGCCCAAAGUGUCUUUUGUUUACUGGGGAGUUUUCGCGAGAAGGGAAAACCCAGGCCCCCGAGGGCCGACGGCCUGCUCUGGAGGAGGGGGCGGGGCGCUGAACACCCCCGGGCGCCAAACCGCGCGCUCAAGGGAGAGGAACUGGCGCGCGGGCGUGUGCUUCUGAGGCGCGGGGGCGGGGUGAGGGCGGGGCCAGCCUAUAUAGCUCGUCCCGCCCCGCUCUUCAGCCCGCAACCCCACAGGUCACUCUCGUCUGUCCGUCCCUCGCUUCGUGGGCCGCUGUUUCUUUAAGGCCGGAUCCGCACGGAUCUCGCGAGAACCGGUUGGCGCCGUGACCUCCAUGUGAGAGCAGCAAGCUCUUCAUAAACAGUCCCAGUCAGUCCGGUCCGCUAUGGCUCCUUCCUAUUUUUAAAGCCGCGGCGGCGUAGGCAUUGUCAGUGUCUCCUGCGGCUCUUCGCCCCCGCCUCCUCCCAGUUCCGGCUGUUUCGCUCCUCCUCUUUCUCCCCCGCUCCGCUUCCUCCCCCCUCCCCGACCUCUGGGGGUGUGCGCGCUCGGGGUACCGCCGGCCGCCACCGCCGAGUGCUCCGGGCGCUCCGCGCACGCUCUCGCUCACUCUCUACCUCGCGCUCUCCCUCGUGCGCUCGGGGUCCCCAGGGGCUGGGGAGGCGCGCGGUGGGGGUGUGAGAGCCUCGGCCAAGAGGAGGGGGAGACAAAGAGGGGAGGCACCGGCGCCCCCCCAGUCCCCGGCUCCGCUCCGCUCCGCACCCCCACCCCCUCUCGGGUCAGGAUGUGGAUCCAGGUCCGCACCAUAGACGGCACCGAGACGCGGACUAUCGACGACCUGUCGCGUCUCACCAAGAUCGAGACGUUACGGGAGAAGAUCCGGGAGCUGUUCAACGUGGCCCCGGACCGCCAGCGCCUCUUCUACCGGGGCAAGCAGUUGGAAGAUGGACAUACUUUAUUUGAUUAUAAUGUUGGACUGAAUGAUAUAGUUCAGCUGCUGAUACGUUCAGAGCCUGAUGGUCCUACCACUUCAAUACAGAGUAAAGGUGGUGAGGUAAAACCCCGUUCUAAGAGUAGCAGCAGAAGUAAAGCCAAGAAAACAACAAGCAGCAGAUCUUCCAAUCAGCCUUCUACAUCAACUCGUUCAUCUCUUAUUGAUCCAGGGCUUGGAGUAUAUAAGAUAAAUGAACUGGUGGAUGCUCGAGAUGACACUGUUGGCUCUUGGUUUGAAGCUCAUAUAAAGAAUGUGUCCCCUGCAACAAAACAACAUAAAAGUGGCAAAGCUAAAGCAAAGAGUGGCAAAAGGACUAAUGGAAAUUUAAGUCAUGAUCAUUCCAGAGGCAACACAAAUAAGUUGGACAGUGCACCCUCGACAUCUCAAUCUCAUUCUGUGAACAACGAAGAUAUUGUUUAUCAUAUCCAGUAUGAUGACUAUCCAGAAAAUGGUAUUACACUAAUGCCUCCCCAAGAUGUUCGACCACGAGCGAGAAAAAUCUUGAAGUGGAAUGAACUAAAUGUAGGGGAUAUAGUGAUGGUGAACUACAAUGUAGAAAAUCCCGAAGAAAGAGGAUUCUGGUAUGAUGCAGAGAUUACCACAUUGAAGGAAAUUUCGAGGACUAAAAAAGAAGUUCGUGCAAAAAUCAUACGAAGUGGACCAGAAGAUACAAUAAAUGAUUGCAAGAUAAAGUUUAUAGAAGAAAUAUACAAGAUUGAAAAACCUGGAGCUCAUCCACUUUCAUUUGCCGAUGGACCCUUUACAAGAAAGAGUGGCCCUGAAUGCAAACACUGUAAUGCAGACCCAGAUAAGGAAUGCCGGUUUUGCUCCUGUUAUUUAUGUGGUGGCAAGCAAGAUCCAGAGGAGCAGCUUCUCUGUGACGAAUGUAAUAUGGCCUAUCAUAUCUAUUGCCUGAAUCCUCCUCUAAGCAAGGUUCCAGAAGAUGACUGGUAUUGUCCUUCCUGUAAAAUUGAUUCAAAUGAAGUUGUAAAAGCUGGCGAAAAACUCAAACAGAGUAAAAAGAAAGCAAAGAUGCCAUCUGCUAGUACUGAAAGCCAUAGAGACUGGGGCAAGGGAAUGGCCUGUGUUGGUCGAACUACGCAAUGUACUCUGGUUCCUUCUAACCACUAUGGACCUAUACCUGGUGUUCCUGUUGGAACCACAUGGAAAUUUAGAGUCCAGGUGAGUGAGGCAGGUGUUCACAGACCCCAUGUUGGUGGAAUUCAUGGACGAAGCAAUGAUGGGGCAUACUCACUUGUGCUGGCAGGAGGCUUUGAGGAUGAAGUAGACCGAGGUGAUGAAUUCACUUAUACUGGAAGUGGUGGUAGAGAUCUGUCUGGUAAUAAAAGGAUUGGAGAACAUUCAUUUGAUCAAACAUUAACAAACAUGAACAGGGCAUUAGCCCUAAACUGUGAUGCUCCAUUGGAUAAUAAAAAUGGAGGAGAAUCAAAGAAUUGGAGAGCCGGUAAGCCAGUUCGAGUGAUACGCAGUGCGAAAGGCCGGAGAAUCAGCAAAUAUGCUCCUGAGGAAGGCAACAGAUAUGAUGGAAUUUACAAGGUGGUGAAAUACUGGCCAGAAAUUGGAAAAUGUGGAUUCUUGGUUUGGCGCUAUCUUCUGCGAAGGGAUGAUGUUGAACCUGCACCUUGGACCGCGGAAGGAAUAGAACUCAAAAACCUACGUCUAAGUGUUCAGUAUCCACCAGGCUAUGAAAAAGCCAUGGCAAGUAAAGAAAAGAAAGAUAACAUUAAAAAGCCACCUGUGGUGAAGGGUCCAAGCAAACGAAGCAAUGACAAACAGAAAAGAUCAAUUGAUGUAGGUCAAGUUGAGCCUGGAAGUGGCUCCAAAACCAGAAGAAUGACAGAUGAAGGGAAAGCUGAGACUUUCCAGCUGACCACACAACAGCAGAGCCUGAUCAGACAAGACUGCCCGAACCAGAAGCUGUGGGAUGAAGUGCUUGCGUCUCUGAAGGAAGGGCCAAAUUUUCUGAAAAUACUGGAACAGUCUUUCAUGUGUGUCUGCUGCCAGGAAUUGGUCUACCAGCCAGUGACAACGGAGUGCCUCCACAAUGUCUGUAAAAGUUGCUUACAGCGAUCCUUUCGAGCUGAAGUUUUCACCUGUCCUGCUUGUCGUCAUGACCUUGGAAGAGACUAUACUAUGGUUCCCAACAAGAUCCUGCAGACAUUACUUGACCAGUUCUUUCCUGGCUAUAGCAAAGGACGAUGACAUGUCCAGCUUCUACUACUCCAGUGACUUUAUAGACAAUAAGACAAUUCUAUCAUGAGAGAAAAGACAACAGUGGACCAAUAGACUUACUGGGACUCAGCAGAUUUUCACAUUCUGAAGCCGCUAACCCUCUUUCCCACCUUGCCACCAUUUUUUUUUUUGUAGUAAGAAAUCCAUUUAUCAACUGUCUUUCAACACCAAAAGGUAGGGCCCACUUGUUGCUUAUUGACAACUAGUAUUAAUAAAAAUGGAGGCUUCAACCCUGACUGGUCAGCCUAGUUGAUGCACAAUUUAUGAUUUGUUUUAUUUUGCAACUACCUCAGGACAGAGGAAAGGGAUUUGGGGAUGUUUUUAAAAAGCUAAUUGGUCAACUGAAAUUUUAGCUGCCUACUGCCUCCUGAAUAUUAGUUUACCUGGUCCAUGCAAUUUGAUUUUCCCGAAGAAUAAUUAGCAGCACUUAAGCCAGAUUAUAUGGUGUGCAUAAUCCUUUUUUAAAUCAUCUUUUCUUCCAUUAUGAUGGUUUUUUUGUUUUGUUUUGCAAGAACGGGCUGAUUCUGUCUAUUUUUUGUGAGCUUCAUUGUGCUUUCUUCUUGUAUCUUAUGCAGGUUGACUACUAAUGACUAAUGAAAACAAUAUGGAUGCAUUGUUGCUACAUUAGUGUAAUGUGAUCAGUGUUUUUUGCACUUAAAAGAGGUAUUCAAAACA